CCCUCGCUGCGGCCGCUACCGCGGCGCCUCCUGGACAUGCUCGUACUUUUGGUCCUGCUCUUCGGGGUUCGCGCGGCCUCGGCCGAGCCAGAAAAAGUGGUCACAGAGGUGGGGCUCCUCCAGUUGCUCGGGGAGCCCCCGCCCCAGCAGGUCACCCAGAUCGAUGACCCCGACGUGGGACCAGCCUACAUCUUUGGCCCAGAUGCCAACAGCGGCCAGGUGGCCCGGUACCACUUCCCCAUCCCGUUCUUCCGUGACUUCUCGCUGUUUUUCCACGUGCGGCCGGCCACUGAGGGUGCGGGGGUGCUGUUUGCCAUCACAGAUGCGGCCCAAGCAGUUGUCUCAGUGGGUGUGAAGCUGUCGGGCGUGAGUGGUGGCCAACAGCACAUCCAGCUCCUGUAUACCGAGCCUGGUGCUGCCCAGACACAUGUGGCCGCCAGCUUUCCCCUGCCUGCCUUCACUGGCCAGUGGACACGCUUUGCACUUAGUGUGGAUGGUGACACCGUGACACUCUUUGUGGACUGUGAGAAGGUCCAGUGGGUGUCCUUUGCACGAUCUCCACGAGGCCUGGAGCUGGAGCCCGGUUCAGGCCUCUUUGUGGCUCAGGCCGGAGGAGCAGACCCCGACAAGUUCCAGGGAAUGAUCGCGGAACUGAGGGUGCGUGGUGAUCCCCAGGUGAGCCCCCUGCACUGCCUGGAGGACGAUGACGACGACAAUGAUGGGGCAUCAGGAGACUUCGGAAGUGGGCAGGAGGAGAACCGGGAGCUUCUCAAGAUGGAAGCUGGAGCGUCUCUAAAGCCCAGCCUCCCUGAGGCUCCCCCAGUCACUUUUCCUCCCUUGGCUGAAAGCAGCAACUCAGAAGAUUCCAGAACAGAAGAAAUCGAGGAGCAAACUACUGUGUCUUUAUUAGGAGCUCAGACCCUUCCUGGCUCAAAUAUAGUCACCACCUUGGACAGCAGCAUCCAGACCUCUGAGGAUGUCCUGGAAGAGCGUCUCUCAGGCCCAGUGGUGCAGAGUCCUGAUGCACAGGCUGUCCCUGGGCCACAGGGACCCCCUGGACCCCCAGGGCCACCAGGGAAGGAUGGCGCCCCUGGAAGAGAUGGUGAGCCAGGCGACCCUGGGGAAGAUGGAAAACCCGGUGACAUUGGGCCUCAGGGCUUCCCGGGAACGCAAGGAGACGUGGGCCCCAAAGGUGAGAAGGGGGAUCCUGGGGUUGGUCCAAGAGGACCCCCAGGACCCCAAGGGCCUCCGGGGCCACCAGGACCCUCCUUCAGACACGACAAGCUGACCUUCAUUGACAUGGAGGGGUCCGGGUUCGGCGGUGACCUGGAGAGCCUUCGAGGCCCAAGAGGUUUCCCUGGCCCCCCUGGGCCCCCCGGCGUCCCAGGUCUGCCUGGAGAGCCAGGCCGCUUCGGCAUGAACAGCUCAGUCAUCCCAGGACCCGCAGGCCUCCCUGGUGUGCCUGGGCGGGAUGGACCGCCUGGGCUCCCCGGCCUCCCAGGACCUCCAGGUCCUCCGGGAAAAGAUGGGCGACCAGGAGAUGCCGGCCAGAAAGGCAGCCUUGGUAAAGUGGGCACGCCAGGACCUAAGGGAAGCAAGGGAGACCCUGGCCCCCUUGGUCCUCCUGGGGAGAACGGCUUGACAGGACUCCCUGGACCAGCAGGACCACCAGGGCCCCCAGGGCCCCCUGGGCCUCCAGGACCAGGACUUCCCGCAGGGUUUGAUGACAUGGAAGGCUCCGGGGGACCCUUCUGGUUGACAGCCCGAGGUGCUGAUGGUCUGCAGGGACCGCCUGGCAGGCCUGGGGUCAAGGGGGAUCCUGGAGUAGCUGGGCCACCAGGGACCAAGGGAGAAGUCGGUGCAGAUGGGCCCCCUGGGUUUCCUGGCCUUCCUGGCAGAGAGGGCGUAGCUGGAGCCCAGGGACCAAAAGGAGAAAAGGGGACCCAGGGAGAGAAAGGCGACCCAGGGAAGGAUGGAGUGGGGCAGCCAGGCCCCCCCGGCCCCCCCGGCAUCCCAGGGCCUGUCAUCUAUGUGUCGGAGCAGGACAGAGCAGUGGCCAUGGCCCGUGGAGUCAAGGGCCAGCCAGGGUACGCGGGCCUCCCGGGACCAGCCGGGUCGAAGGGAGAUGUGGGCUCCAGAGGCCAGCAGGGCCCCCCAGGACCCAAGGGCGAGAAGGGUGAGCCCGGCACAGUCUUCAGUCCCGAUGGCAGAGUGCUGGCCCCUGCCCAGAAAGGAGCCAAGGGAGAACCCGGCUUUCGAGGACCUCCGGGUCCGUAUGGACGGCCUGGGCACAAGGGAGAGAUUGGCUUCCCUGGACGACCGGGUCGUCCUGGGAUGAAUGGAUUCAAAGGAGAGAAAGGGGAGCCAGGAGAUGUCAGCAUUGGAUUUGGUGCAAGGGGUCUGCCUGGCCCCCCAGGGCCUCCAGGGCCCCCAGGCCUUCCCGGGACCCCUGUCUAUGACAGCAACGCAUUUGUGGAGCCUGGCCCUGCUGGCCCUCCCGGAUUGCCAGGGCACCAGGGGCCUUCAGGACCAAAGGGCGACAAAGGAGAAGUGGGCCCUCCUGGACCACCAGGGCAGUUCCCGUUCGACCUUCUCCAGCUAGAGGCUGAAAUGAAGGGGGAGAAAGGUGACCGAGGGGACACCGGGCAGAAAGGAGAAAGGGGUGAGCCCGGGGGUGGCGGAUUCUUCGGCUCCAGUGUGCCUGGACCCCCGGGCCCUCCAGGCUACCCUGGGAUUCCGGGUCCCAAAGGAGAGAGCAUCAGGGGCCAGCCUGGUCCACCUGGACCUCAGGGACCCCCUGGCGUUGGCUACGAAGGGCGUCAGGGGCCUCCUGGGCCCCCUGGCCCCCCAGGGCCCCCAGGGCCUCCUUCCUUUCCUGGACCUUACAGGCAGACUAUCAGCAUUCCUGGCCCCCCAGGCCCACCUGGGCCCCCGGGACCCCCUGGAACCAUGGGCACCUCCUCAGGGGUGAGGAUCUGGCCCACAUACCAGACCAUGCUGGACAAGGUGCCCGAGGUGCCGGAGGGCUGGCUCAUCUUCGUGGCGGACAGGGAGGAGCUCUAUGUCCGUGUCCGAAAUGGGUUCCGGAAGGUCCCGCUGGAGGCACGGAUACCACUCCCCCGUGGGACGACGGACAAUGAAGUAGCCGCCUUGCAGCCCCCGUUGGUGCAGCUGCAUGAUGGUAACCCACACCCUCGGUGGGAACUGCCCCCCUCCACGGCACGACCCUGGCGGGCAGAUGACAUCCUGGCCAGGCCUCCACGCCUGCUGGACUCCCAGCCCUACCCUGGAGUCCCACACCACAGCUCUUAUGUGCACCCCCGGCCAGCCCGCCCCACUGGUGCUCCUGUCCACACCCACCACGACUUCCAGCCAGUACUGCACCUGGUUGCACUCAACGGGCCGCAACCUGGUGGCCUGCGUGGCAUCCGUGGCGCAGACCUCCAGUGCUUUCAGCAGGCACGUGCGGCAGGCCUGGCCGGCACCUUCCGUGCCUUCCUGUCGUCCCGCCUACAGGACCUCUACAGUAUCGUGCGUCGUGCUGACCGCACCCUCGUGCCCAUCGUCAACCUCAGGGACGAGGAGCUGUUUCCCAGCUGGGAGGCCUUGUUCUCAGGCUCCCAAGGCCAGCUAAAGCCUGGGGCCCGCAUCUUCUCCUUCGACGGCAGAGACGUGCUGCAGCACCCUGCCUGGCCACAGAAGAGUGUGUGGCACGGCUCAGACCCCAGCGGACGGCGGCUGACUGAGAGCUACUGUGAGACAUGGCGGACUGAGGCCGUGACAGCCACGGGCCAGGCCUCCUCGUUGCUGGCAGGCAGGCUGUUGGAGCAGAAAGCUGCGAGCUGCCACAAUGCUUUCAUCGUCCUCUGCAUUGAGAACAGCUUCAUGACCUCCUCCAAGUAGGACCUUUGCCAGCUCGCACGAAGUGUGGACAGAUGGCCAGAGAGGAGACCAAGCGGCAGGGGGAGUGGAGAAGCCCCCAGUGCCGGGUAGGGAGCAGCAGCCAGCACCUCAGACAGGGCUGGGACACUUUUCUGUGUGGUUCACAUUUCAUGUAAUCCUCCAGAAAUAAAGAAAGCCAAAGAGUGUAUUUUUUAAAAAGUUUAAAA
Miniopterus natalensis is the source of this 4109-nucleotide messenger RNA. The record is from RefSeq and is a predicted model, not a curated record. Lineage: Eukaryota; Metazoa; Chordata; Mammalia; Chiroptera; Miniopteridae.